GGCUGGAGGCCCUGGUGCACUCAUUCCAGCCAUUCUCUCUAAUAACUAACUAAAUUAAUUAAUUUUUUUUUUUAAGGAAGAAGAAGAAGGAAAGAAGAGAGUGCAGAGAGCUCCUGCUCAUGGGAAGGCAAGAGCAGUAAAGCCCACCGAGAGACCCAGAUUGGGGUCUUGUUAUAGGUUCUGAUUGGGGGCUGAGCUAACCAACCUGGAUGUACCUCUAGGAAAGGGAACUCAUUCCUAGGGAGGGUCUCUGGCUGAGUUAAAGGGAAACCAGAUCUAGGAAACUCCUUUAGGCAAGCAAGAGAUAAGGAGAAGCCAGAUCCUCCUCUAGCCAAGUGAAGACUGCAAGGACAAAUUCAAGAACAUUCCCUGCUUUUACUUCCUGGGGGCCCUGAUGGCCCUACACUGCCUCGCAUUGAUAUCUCAAACUUUGAGAAGAGCCCAAAAUAUGCCAAAAGCAUGAACCCUAGAGCAUGAUUCACCCUCCCAUGAUGUCCUGAUAAUUGUCUUAACAAAUUCAGCUUGCUUCCCCUGGGCUGGAGAUCUAUGGGGCCGAAUUCCAGAGAUGUCUCAGGAUUCGCCUGCUUUAGGAAAGGCCUGCCCCUGGCAAAUGGCCGUGGUCUUGGUGUGUUUCCAUAACCACGUCUUGAAAUCUUCUUGCCGUGGUCCAUUCUGAUGGAUGGCUCCCACCUCCGUGAAAGUGGAGGAUGAUCUUGCUUUGCGCGGGACAACUGUGAAGGGAGUGUGUGGGAAGAGAGAACCUCCUAGCAUGUCGCCUCCAAACCAGUCCAUAGAAGGCUUUGCCCAGGAGGCUUCCAAUAGAUCCUUGAAUGCUACUGGGACCCCAGGGACUUGGGACCCAGCGGUCCUCCAGGCCCUCAAGCUCUCCCUUGUGGUCGUCCUUUCUGUCAUCACGCUGGCCACUGUCCUCUCCAACUCCUUUGUGCUUACCACCAUUCUUCUCACCAAGAAGCUCCACACCCCAGCCAACUAUCUCAUCGGCUCCCUGGCUACCACUGACCUCCUGGUCUCCAUCUUGGUCAUGCCCAUCAGCAUCGCCUACACCACCACCCACACCUGGAACUUUGGCCAAGUCUUGUGUGACAUCUGGGUGUCAUCUGACAUCACAUGCUGCACGGCCUCCAUCCUGCACCUGUGCGUCAUUGCCCUGGACAGGUACUGGGCCAUCACAGACGCCCUGGAGUACAGCAAACGCCGGACCGCGGGCCAUGCCGCAGCCAUGAUUGCAGCCGUUUGGAUCAUCUCCAUCUGUAUCUCCAUCCCUCCGCUCUUCUGGCGGCAGGCCACGGCUCACGAGGAGAUGUCCGACUGCCUGGUGAACACGUCCCAGAUCUCCUACACCAUCUACUCCACCUGCGGGGCCUUCUACAUCCCAUCUGUCCUGCUCAUCAUCCUCUACGGCCGCAUCUACGUGGCCGCCCGCAGCCGCAUCCUGAAGCCACCUUCCCUGUACGGGAAGCGCUUCACCACGGCCCAGCUCAUCACGGGCUCGGCCGGCUCCUCGCUCUGCUCGCUCGAUCCCAGCCUCCACGAGAGCCACUCGCACACAGCCGGCUCCCCGCUCUUUUUCAAUCACGUGAAAAUCAAGCUGGCCGAUAGCAUCCUGGAACGUAAGAGGAUUUCUGCCGCGCGGGAGAGGAAAGCCACCAAGACCCUGGGGAUCAUUUUGGGGGCCUUUAUCGUCUGCUGGCUGCCCUUCUUCGUGGCCUCUCUGGUCCUUCCGAUCUGUAGGGACGCCUGCUGGAUCCACCCGGCCCUCUUUGACUUCUUCACCUGGCUGGGCUAUUUAAACUCCCUCAUUAAUCCCAUCAUCUACACUGUGUUCAAUGAAGACUUCCGGCAAGCAUUUCAGAAGGUUGUCCAUUUCCGGAAGGCUUCCUAGUCGGAUUUGGGAGGGGUUCUUUCUGUUGUCCUGUGACCUAACUGGGGUUACCCUUUCCGUUUCACUCAAGAACUGGAUUGAUUCAUGACAUCUUAGGUCUUGGGUCAAUUAACAGUCGUCCUGUGGCUGUUGCUGGUGUCUUCAACUUCUGAGCCUAAAAGCUGGGCCAUGGCAUGAAAGGGGACGGCACUGAGGACAUCCCUUAACAUGAUAUUUUCGUAGUUCUCUGGGGUGGAAGAAGCAUGCACUGCAGGAUUGAGAUGAGACACUGUCUAAUUCUUUCUAGUCUGCCUGGGACUUAUAGGGGGCUAUGGAGGAUGGACAAAAUUAAUAAUCAAAAUUAAGGAGAAUUUGGAGUCAGAAUGGAGGGGUCUCCAUCUUACUAUAUCUCCUUAAAUACAAGUAACACCCAGUAAUUUAUCCACUGGGUCUUCCAAUACACCAAAUUGCUCCCAGUUGUCUAGGAGGAGAGAGGCAUCUAUGACAUGGGGUAACCUGGAGGGUGAUUCAGAAGUGUCAGCCAGGAAAAGGGACAUUUGGGAUCAGCUAGACUAUCCUGCUCCCUCUUUCUUCCCAAUAUUCCUGCACCGUCUUAAUAUUCUGAUAAUUAAUAUCCAUUAUCACCUCGCUCAAGGAGGCCAACAAGUGUUGGACUACCAAAGUUUUGAGUGAGAUAACAUUCUGUAUUCUUUUUCAGAAUUAUUUUCCUUCAUGUCUCAUUCUCAUUAGAGUUCUUAAGAUAUUAAGUCUUACCAAAUAAAAAGCAUGAGGCAUCAUGA
This is a messenger RNA of Jaculus jaculus (lesser Egyptian jerboa), 2682 nucleotides long. RefSeq names its product 5-hydroxytryptamine receptor 1D (gene Htr1d). Gene Ontology annotation, biological process: smooth muscle contraction; regulation of behavior; G protein-coupled receptor signaling pathway, coupled to cyclic nucleotide second messenger. Bases 680 to 1903 code for a protein of 407 amino acids. Gene Ontology annotation, molecular function: G protein-coupled serotonin receptor activity; neurotransmitter receptor activity. The transcript has a single exon. Gene Ontology annotation, cellular component: dendrite; plasma membrane. NCBI's taxonomy places the organism in Eukaryota, Metazoa, Chordata, Mammalia, Rodentia, Dipodidae. The record is from RefSeq and is a predicted model, not a curated record.